AUGCCAUUAACUAACCUUGUUUUGAAGCGUUUGAUUGAUAAUUGGAAGUCAGAACAAUUUAGUCGCAUACUGGAUUUUGCUUCUCAAAUCGCGGACAAAGAAAGCCAUAAGCUGAAACAUGAAGAGGCUGCUGUCUUUAAUUUGGAGAGUCUCAUCACUUCAUUGAAUGGAGUAAACAGAAGAAAUUAUGUCAGACAACUCAUCUCUAUAGGGUUUCUGUCAUUUCUUUUUAGGAGGUUUGAAUUGGGAAAUGUGGAAGAGAAAACACAUGUUUUGGCACUCUUGGUAAAUUGCAGUGAAGCAGAUUCUAGUUGCAUAUAUCAGAUCGUGAGGAACAUUGACAAAAAAUGGCUUCUACAGCUUCUUUGCAGUGAGGAUGUUGCCCCAAGAACAAUUGCAAUUUCGCUACUUACUGAAUUAUUUUCUCUUACAAGAAAUGAUGUUAUUUCCUUCUUAAGUGGCUUUGCUGGUCCGGAUUUAUUGAACACUAUGGAUGUUCUACUUUUGUAUCUUCAGAAUUCUUCUCUCCAUCAAAAACCCCUUGUUGCUGUUCUUCUGUUGCACCUUGAUUUACUGGACAACUUCUAUCUGAAGACUCAGCCUCCAAUGCAUUGCGUAUACAGAGAGGAGGCUGUGAAUGCCAUUGCAGUUGCUCUUGAUGCCAGCUUAUAUGAUGACAAGGUUCAAGAAAAGUGUUGCAGGGCACUGCUUAUUUUGAAAGGACUUUUUGCUUUCAAAGGAAAGAAACAAGCCAAGGCUAACAUUUUAAAGCAAAAUGAAGAUGAAAAUGACAGUUCAGCAGUCAAUUCUUGUGAGCAUGAAGAAGAGGGCAUAAUAUCAUUGGUGUGUUUGCUUUCCAAAGUUAUCUGCUUGUCUCUCAUGGCCUUUUCCCCAAUUAUAUUAACAAUAUAA
Neltuma alba is the source of this 912-nucleotide messenger RNA. RefSeq lists its product as uncharacterized. The transcript is spliced from 3 exons. Bases 1 to 912 code for a protein of 303 amino acids. Lineage: Eukaryota; Viridiplantae; Streptophyta; Magnoliopsida; Fabales; Fabaceae. The record is from RefSeq and is a predicted model, not a curated record.